Molecule: messenger RNA, 1577 nt
Organism: Fragaria vesca subsp. vesca
Lineage: Eukaryota; Viridiplantae; Streptophyta; Magnoliopsida; Rosales; Rosaceae
Product: putative glutamine amidotransferase-like protein RP404-like
Exons: 4
Coding region: 31-1323 (430 amino acids)
Cellular component (GO): cytosol
Molecular function (GO): hydrolase activity, acting on carbon-nitrogen (but not peptide) bonds, in linear amides
Source: RefSeq, a predicted model, not a curated record
AUCAUUAUCGAGAAGAACUCAUAGAUAAACAUGUAUUCUGAUCUGUCUGUGAUCCUUCCUCGAGUUCUCAUCGUCUCUAGACGUACGAUUCGCAAGAACAAGUUCGUGGAUUUUGUGGGUGAAUAUCAUCUCGAUCUUAUAAUUAGGUAUGGCGCAGUUCCAGUAAUUGUUCCCCGAGUAAAUGGAGUGCAUAUGUUACUGGAGAGCUUCGAGCCCAUUCAUGGAGUUAUGCUUUGUGAAGGAGAGGAUAUUGAUCCAUCUCUUUACCAAAGCGGCGGCGACGACGACGUUUCCAAGGAAGAACUAGAAGAAAUCAGGAGGCUUCAUGUAAGCGACACGGCCAUAGAUAAGGAGAAAGAUUCAAUCGAGUUGAGGCUUGCCAAGCUUUGCCUCGAGAGAAACAUACCCUACUUGGGAAUCUGCAGAGGCUCACAAGUCUUGAAUGUUGCAUGUGGAGGUACCCUUUACCAGGACAUAGAAACCGAGCUCGGAAAGCACUCCAAGGUUGAUGGGAGUAAGGUUCAGCAUAUAAACUACGACGACUACGAUGGACAUAGGCAUGAGGUUGAGGUGGUUGAAGAUACUCCAUUGCACCAUUGGUUUAAGGAGGAGGAGCUUAACGAGAGAGGCAAGUUGGAGAUUAGGGUUAAUAGUUAUCACCAUCAAGGUGUUAAGAGAUUGGCUCACCGUUUUGUGCCAAUGGCUUUUGCAAGAGAUGGUUUGGUUGAAGCAUUUUAUGAUCCUGAUGCUUAUAAUCCUGACCAAGGUAAGUUUAUUAUGGGACUCCAAUUCCAUCCCGAAAGAAUGAGAAGGCCCGAGCCUGACCAAUUUGAUUAUCCCGGUUGCCCAUCUGCCUAUAAGGAGUUUGUCAAAGCAGCAGUUGCUUACCAGCAGAAGCUUAAUACCUCAAGCUCCUCAUCAUCUGUGCCAUCACAGUUGCCUACAAAGCUUGAUAGCGAAGUGGAGAUAAAGAGAGACAGGAUAGUAAGGAGUUUCUCAAUUGCCAGAAACUUAUAUACUGGUGGUCGUGGCACUAUGCAUUCUAUCAAAGAAUCUGAACUCGAAGCCGGGGCAGAGUUCCUAGAGUCAAAUGCAGCUUUGAGUUUACAACAGCAGAAUAGACUAAAGCAAAUGGGGGCAACAGUGAGGAAUGCAGGUUCCUACAUAGAGAGACUGAAGUUGAACGAGGGAAGAGAGAAACAAGCGAGGAACGUGAUGGCGAAAAUGUCCGUUGAGCAGUUAUCUGAUCUCAUGGGUUUUUACCAUAUGAUGGGACAAAUUUGCUCCGAAGUGUUGGAGAAAAAGCUAAACGGCAUGCAUUAAUCUCAUGUUUCUAGCCUGUUCUUUAGCUGUGUCGUGCAUGUUAUGCUAUGCCAAGGUUUGUCAUCAAAUUGAAAGUAGUUUCUGCUGCUACUUUGUGGAGGACUCACAUGAAUCUUUUGAGGACUCACAUGAAUCCCUUGUUCCCUUUUGGACGUCAAAUUGGUCUGUUUUUUCUUUAUGUAAUGGAUUUAAAAAGAAAUGUAAUUCUCUAUGUAUAUGUGUUGACAACAAUACUAUCGCACUCAUUUUAUGGU